This is a messenger RNA of Bemisia tabaci, 4851 nucleotides long. The record is from RefSeq and is a predicted model, not a curated record. Lineage: Eukaryota; Metazoa; Arthropoda; Insecta; Hemiptera; Aleyrodidae.
AUGGUUUCCCUAUUAGAGGCAGCCAAAGAUGAUCUUUUGCGGAGCACGGUUCAUUCAGGUUCAACGUCCGGCAUUAGUGCAGAUCAUUUAAUUUCAGGAGUUUCAAUUGGAGAGAACUUGAGGCCAGGAGGACCUACCGUACUGAAUCAUAGUCUUAAUACCACGUAUGAGUAUGAGGAAGAGGAUUCUAGUUUCUCCAAUCCAAAUAGGAACUUGAAUCUUACGUGUCUCGCGGAUCAGCUGAACAAUUUGCACUUAGGCACUCCAUGUCCUCCGAAAAAAAAUCCAUUCAGCUCUGCCAAUACAUUCUUCACCGGAUCUGAAAGUGGUAACUCCUCGUACAAGUCUGCCCAAAACUUUGAUGAGUCUGAGAGUAGUCUGAGUGUGUCAGGCAUAGAGAUCAGCAACGGCUUGAAAACUCCAUGUUCGGAGUCACCUUCUGCUAGUUCAAAUGUUGACAGAACUCCAAUUCAGCGUAUCGAAGAAGUAACACCACUCAGAGAAACGUCUCUGUUGAAUGAUAAUGUUGGUGAAAAGACUCCAAUCUUGAUUGCUAACGAAGAGAGAGAAAACCCUCCAGACGAAGAAGAGUUUGAGGUGUGUUUUCAGGCAAAUCUCAGCGCCAUAGAGGAAGAACAGCCUGAGUCAGAGGGAGAAGACACUUUCUACACCAAUUCUGAAGUACCCUCUGUGGAAAAGGAAGAGUCAACAUCUGGUAACAAAUACCUCUCUGCCAAGUCAUCUACCGAUACAGAAAAUCAAGUAGAUGAUGCUAUAAGCUCAGAUCUCUCUGAAGGGAGUUACAAAGUUCAGAAAGAAUUAGAUACAUGUGACCUAAACCGCAGCAAGGAUAUUUCUAAGCUUAACGUGCCGCAAAAUUCCCCUGGAGAAGAAAUUGUUUCACCGUCCUUGUUGCAAGAGGAACCAACAAGCCAAUUUGAACCGUCUCCAAAACUCCACGUCGAAAAUACUCAGUCAGAAAAUUGUGUCAGUUCAUCAGGGCUUUCAGUGGAAUCAGAGCAAGCAGCUACGCAUUCUGUCAAACCAGCUCAAUACAUAAAUCCAGAAAAUCGUAGUCGCUCAUCAGAAGAGCAUAACACUUCAGCCAGAGACCCAACUGGUGAUUCAAAACAAGUAAGAGAGUCCGAGCAAGUAACGCAACAGCCUGAGGAGACUAUUGCUCCCAAAGAAUCACCCAAAGUAAGAGAUGAGAAAUUCUCAGAACUAGGAAAUGGUAAUAGCCCUCCUAAACAAAGAAUUACUGCCCUUGAACAGGCCGAAAAGUGCCCUCUGAAUAAUUUAGAACAGGUUGCUGAAAAGGAAGGUGAAGAUAGAGAUAAGAAACCUGAAAAGUACACAAGCCCACCAGAAUCAUGCCGAGUUUCUCCACCUGAAAAAGGUACCCAGUUUGAAGUACAUAUCGACCAACUGAAGCAAUCCUCUGAGCGAAACAGCACAGAACUUACUAGUGAUGACAAAAAACUUGGCCGUGAAAAGGUAGAAGAUUCCUCUCACGCAGAAGUAAUCAAUAAACUGCAAGAAUUGCGCUCAUGCCCAAUUAAGCAAACUAGUCCUUCAAAAUCAGAAAAAAUCAAUGAUGCACAGAAAGAUUUAGCUCAGUCAGGGGCGCAGCAAACAAGUAUCAGUCAACCGAAAACUGAAACAGUUCAGCCUACUGAAAACUCAGGAAGCGCAAAAGCCGGACUGUUCGAACAAUCCCUUGAUUUAGACCCUGAGACGGUUCGAUCCCUAGAAUUGUUCAAAGCGUCCAAAAAAAAGUCAGCUGAAAGUGAUCGACUUUCUUUGGAUUCGGAGAAACAGGAGACAUUCUUAGAUACGUUAGCGGAACCAGACGAAUUCAGUGCAAGCUGGAACAGUGAAGCUGGUCCAGCCACAGCAGCAGAAGAAAUUUUCUGUGAUCCUGCAUCAUUUGAUUUUCUUGUACAGAGGGGUAACAAUAACAUCAGUUCUAAUUUGUACAAGAAGUCCUUGUUCGUACGAUUUGAUCCAUUAGUCAACGCUCAAUCUCCAACUCAAAUAGAGAGACAUUUAACCGCAUCUUUAAAAAUGGCCGAUAAUAAUUGUGGUGAAGAAAUUCAAAAAUCCCAAUCGAAGAAAAGUCUGAGUCCAGUCAGGACGCCCCUGAAAAAUCCAGCUCUAGAGGCUGUUGGGAAACUGAUAGAAGCCUCGCCAAGUGUACCCGGAGUUGAUUCCUCAGCGUUAGAAGCGGAUUUGGCUAAACUGCGCGAACUUUUAGUUCAACAAGAAAAGGAAUACAAAGAAAAAAUAAAGAAAUUGGAAAAAAAUGAAGCAAAACUCGAGAAAGAAAUUAGCGAAAAAAAUAAAGAAAUGCAAGGAAUGGCAAGGAGUAAAGAACAGAUGAAUGCAAUCGUGGUUGAAUAUGAGAAAACAAUCACACAAAUGGUCAGUCAUAAAGAAGGGUUUGACAGCAGAUUGAAAGCAGUGGAAAAUGAGAGGGACACCGCUGCACAGCAUUUGAAUAAUUUAGAAAUAGCGUUCAACGAUGUGCAUCAAAAAUAUGAGCGAUGCAAAGCUGUUAUAGAAAGUUUGAAACAGAAUGAAGACGUUCUCAAAGCCAGUGUUCAGGAGUAUGAUGCUGCCAUCAAGAAACAAGAAAAUAAGUAUGAAAUGUUGAAACAGCACGCCAAAAGCCAAUUAGAAAAAGCUAACCAAGAGUUGGAUGUGCGAACGAAAUCCCAAGAAGCGGAGUCAGCAAAAUUGCGUGCCCUCCUGAAGAAAGCGGAAUUAAGAGUAUCGUCGUUAGAAAUAACCUUAGAACAAAAAACCAAAGAGAACCAAGAGCUCAUGAAAAUCUGUGAUGAACUUAUCAACAAAGUUGGAUCAAGUUGAGCUCCCUGUUUGGUAGUGGUGCGGCAGGAAGUGUCUAUGUAAAAUUAUUAAAUACCUAGGGACUUGUACGUUUUACAACUCCUCAGUUGAUGAUUUUAUUUUGAUAUCGCCAGUCAUCGUCUUUUUUGCUAAUCAGAGUUACUUAAACAUUUGAAAAGAUUCCUGUACAUAGUGAUAAUUUAUGUUGAACUGACCUCUAAUUUUUUUAUGUUAUUUUAUCUUUUUUAGUUGAGUGCAUUUGAUGUCAUCAUCAUCAUUUUAAGAUUUAAUCAUAAUGGUUCAAUGCUUAAAAAAAGUAUUAUUUUUGCAGUAGUAUUUGCUGCGAAGGUAAAUUGUUACUUCUGAGCACCAGAAACCUCACCUAAUAGCUUGUUUAACGUCUCUCGGUCAUAGAUUUUGUGUCCUUUCAGGCAGUUAUUCAUUCCUGCUAAAAUUUUUCUUUUAUAUGAAGUACUAAAUUUGUUCGUUCGCACGCAGGUGCAAAAUACUCGCAUGAAUUUUUAUGCUUUAAAAUUCAAAAAAAGAAUAAUUUUUGCAGUAAAAAUUGAUACCAUCGUUGUUUUGUCACCUUCUGGCUAAAGUAUCACAAGCGGCAUUUUUACCGAAAUUGAGUUAUGAAUAGUUUCGAUUUUACAAGAUGCAUUUACAUUUGAAAAUAAUACUUUUUUUAAAGCAAAAAUGUAGAAAUACGAGUAAAAAUCGAUCAAGGUUAACGUACUUUCGUUUUACAAGCGCUAUUUGGGAGAUAAGUAUCACAAGCGCCAGGUUCGGCAACCGCCCACCUUUCUGAUUGUUUGCAAUUUUUGUUACAGCGACCCUUGGAAUGACUUGUAUCUAAAUUAUUUUCGUAUGUAAAUGCAUCUCGUUUUUUCGAACCUAAGAUUCGUUUUUACAAUAAAAAUAAAUAAAUAUGGAAAAUACUCCGUAGAAGCUGAUGAACUUUUGUAUCACAAGCGCCAUAUUCUCACAUGGCGCACCAAGUUGGGUAAUUACUCAUCUUUAGAAUUGUUUUUGAAGUUUCAGUAUAAGUUACACCUGUAAUGACCUGGAGCAAUUCGUCACUUUUCGAGUUUCUGGCCGGAGUAUCACAAGCGCUAUUUGUAUCGAAACUUAGUUAUGGAUGGUUUUGAAUUAAUAAGAUGUAUUUACUUAUGAAUAUAAUAAUUUUUUUUUCAAACUAAAAAUGAAUAAAUAUGGAAAAAAUCUCUGUUAAAUUUUAUGGGCACCUGUAUCACAAGCGCCAUGAUUUCUCAGAAUGCCCCAAGAACAGGGCACCACAAGUGCCAAUUUUCAAAGAAAGAAAUGUUUUUCAAAAGAACCUUUAUUAAAAUUCAAGCCAGGAAGUUUUGCUGGAGUGGUAUUUCAAGUUUCAAGCCGAAACUCCGUCUGAGGCGGUCGCCUUUGUGUCUCUUGAAAAGUUGGCAAAGUGACGCUCGUGAUACUUUGGCCGGAAGGUGAUGGUUUGUGGUCGUCAAAAUCCGCUUUUGUGAUACUUUCCUCCAAACAUUGGUCUUAUGUUUUGUCUUUUUCUCAACUUUAUUGUUUGUUUCAUGCAUUUAAUCUUUUUUAUUUUACUUGAAACUGGGUUUUUUUCCUUGUGCAGGAAAAUCAGAGGGAUUUGAAACCAUCAAUGUUAUGUAAUCAAUAGUAUUUUAUUUUAGAAAAUUUGUUCUUCUUAAACUAGUUUUUGUUGGCUAAAAUUGGAAACCCUGUUUUAAUUACUGUCUUCAAACAUUUCUUUGUCUAUUUUAUGUUUCUAUGAAAGAAAUUGAUCGUACCGUAUUGCCGAGAAUUUUCACUGAUUAUCCUUGGCUCAAAAGUAAAUAGCAAUUUAUAAUUGAAAAAAUGAUGUAUACAUCGGCCCUCCGAUUUUGAAGAAGAAAAAACAAGGUUUCUGAGUUUAGUGAAGGAACUUAUCUUCGUGUGAAUGAGGAACAAAACAAAUUACUUUUUUAAUAAAAUCCGAUUUUAACUCCGUUA